ACACAAGUUAUCAGUCAGCCCCGGGACGCGGCCGUCUCCUAUCACACCGCUUUCCUCCAUCCAUCGCUGCACACCACUUGGCCCUGCAUGGUGGAUAUUCUCUUUAAUCCCUUUCUCUUGGAUGAUAUGGGGGAUCAUUCCAAAAAGAAGACAGCGAUCGCCAUGUGUGUGGGUUGUGGGAGCCAGAUCCACGACCAGUACAUCCUGAGGGUGUCCCCGGACCUGGAGUGGCACGCUGCAUGCCUCAAGUGCGCGGAGUGCAGCCAGUACCUGGACGAGAGCUGCACUUGCUUCGUCCGAGAGGGAAAGACGUAUUGUAAACGAGAUUAUGUAAGAUUAUUUGGGAUGAAAUGUGCAAAGUGUAACGCUGGCUUCUGCAGCAGCGACCUGGUCAUGCGCGCCCGGGAGAACGUGUACCACAUGGAGUGCUUUCGGUGCGCGGUGUGCACGCGGCACCUCCUGCCCGGCGACGAGUUCUCUCUGCGAGACGACGAGCUGCUGUGCCGGGACGACCACUGCCUAAUGCUGGAGAGGGACUCCACGGGGAGUCCGGUCAGCCCGGGACACGUACACUCCAGACCUCUCCACAUCUCAGAACCGGUGUCGGUCCGGCAUCCCCCCCAUCGAAACCACGUGCACAAAACGUCGGAGAAGACCACGCGCAUCCGGACGGUGCUGAACGAGAAGCAGCUCCACACGCUCCGGACCUGCUACAACGCCAACCCGCGGCCCGACGCCCUCAUGAAGGAACAGCUGGUGGAGAUGACCGGCCUGAGCCCCCGGGUGAUCCGGGUCUGGUUCCAGAACAAGCGGUGUAAAGACAAGAAGAGGACCAUCCUGAUGAAGCAGCUGCAGCAGCAGCAGCACAACGACAAGACGAACCUGCAGGGUAUGACGGGGACGCCCAUGGUGGCCGGUAGCCCCAUCCGUCACGACACCUCGGUCCCGGGGAACCCGGUGGAGGUGCAGACCUAUCAGCCGCCCUGGAAGGCCCUGAGCGACUUCGCCCUGCAGAGCGACCUGGACCAGCCCUCCUUCCAGCACCUGGUCUCCUUCUCCGAGUCCGGCUCCAUGGGCAACUCGUCGGGCAGCGACGUGACCUCGCUGUCGUCGCAGCUACCGGACACGCCCAACAGCAUGGUCCCGAGCCCGGUGGACACGUAAAGGCGUCCCGCUGUUGGACCCAGGAGCCUGGACGCUGUUUUUUUUGCAUGGACCGAAGUUUCAUUUUUUUUGUGUAUCCACACCGAGCUCGGCGGAGUCCUUUCAAGAACCACCCAUUGGACUACAUUGGAUAUGCUUGGGGGAUGUAUUUAUUUCUCAGAGCUUCCGUUUCAUGAGGAUUUGAGGACUUUUGAUGCCAAUGCAAGCCGAGCCCGGACUGCGAUGGACCCGAGGAAUAUACCGAGGAGCCCAGACCUUCAAUGAGCCACACUGGACGGGCCCCCCUCUUUUGUGGCCCCUCUUGUGGAGGAGGAUGUGCAUGAUUUGUAAAGAUGCUUCAAAAUCAACUCUUGUAUCCUAAAUUAAGAAAGCAGAUGUUUUCAGCUCUACAUUAAGUUAUUGUUAUUUAUUAUGAAAACGAGCGUAUCUAAACAAUAAAACCAUAUGCGUUAAUGCAAUCCUUCUAGAUCAGUGUGUGAUACAAGCUCACGUUUAGAGGACUAGUGGAAAAAUGCUUUUUAUUUAUUUAAAAGCUAAAUAUAAUCGGUAGGUAGACUCCUAUUUUGCAUGUUUAACGUGUUGGUAUAUCCUAAAGUAAAUUUUAGGCCUCUGCGGUGCGAUCAAAACAAAUGCUGGUAAAAUAUGCUAUAAAAUAGGACGUCUAUGUGACGCUUUCUCAUUGAAAUUAAUCAAUUAUUUUGACACGGAGUCCUACAAAUGAUAACGUUUACUAUUCUUGUCUACCUUUAGUAAAUAACCAUUUGAAAAUUAUAAAUGAAUAAAAUAACCAAAUGACAAUCGAAAUAGAGAUAGUAAUCAGAGCAGAGUUCGGAUAUGGUUCGUCAAUGGGACGUCCAGACAGAGAAGACGCUUAUCUGCCCUCGGCAUCAUCUGCAAACGAUCCACUGAGAGACCCUCCCCUCUCCCCUGGUCCCGGGACCCCACCAGACCCUCCCCUCUCCCCCGGACCCUGGGUGCAGAGCGCCCUGGCCUGCAGGACGGAUCCUGGCCUAUCCCGAGUUUAUUUUCAUACCAGGAGGAAUCCUGGACAGCAAUAGCCGCUGGACAUGGGAGCAUAUAGGUCAGGCCAGUACCGAUAUACUACACCUCGACAAUUUGUUUGCCGAGGCCGGCAUUUAUCCGAGACAAUAGUAGAAAAAGGAAACGCAUUGUCGAAUGUAAAUUACCUGUAGGCCUAUACCCUACAAUUCAAAUGGACCCUAAAGCCCUUAGUGCAUGGACAUAGCUCAAGCAAAUUCUUUUUUAUAUCGAAUUAUAAAUAAUUAUACGUAUUUGGAAAUAUUUUAAGAGCACUCAAAUAGCACACAAAAAUUAUGUUUUGUUUUAUAAAACAAAAGAAAUCCAUAAAAUAUUCCCCUGGCUCAAUAAAAAUAAAUCAGAAGAUAUUUAGACAACAUGCAACUGUUUUACUGCUAUCAACAGGCCUAUGACAUACCUCAAAGGUUGGCUUUGGAUGUUUAUUAUAGAUUUAUUUUAGUAUUAUCAUAGGAAAUAUGAAGCCAGAGUCCAUGAAAGAUAAUUUGAUAGGUAGUCAAUACAGAGCAUAUGUUAACAAAAAUGUAUUGUCUGGAAAUAAAUGCUAGAUUAAACAUGCAAA
This is a messenger RNA of Gadus morhua (Atlantic cod), 2782 nucleotides long. It is a transcript of the gene isl2a, whose product is annotated as ISL LIM homeobox 2a. Lineage: Eukaryota; Metazoa; Chordata; Actinopteri; Gadiformes; Gadidae. Gene Ontology annotation, biological process: axonogenesis; neuron fate specification; positive regulation of transcription by RNA polymerase II. The record is from RefSeq and is a predicted model, not a curated record. Gene Ontology annotation, molecular function: DNA-binding transcription factor activity, RNA polymerase II-specific; cis-regulatory region sequence-specific DNA binding. The transcript has 6 exons. Bases 88 to 1164 code for a protein of 358 amino acids. Gene Ontology annotation, cellular component: nucleus.